Astrephomene gubernaculifera is the source of this 701-nucleotide messenger RNA. The record is from the annotation of a GenBank genome assembly. NCBI's taxonomy places the organism in Eukaryota, Viridiplantae, Chlorophyta, Chlorophyceae, Chlamydomonadales, Astrephomenaceae.
CUGGCAGCGACGGCGGACGGGGCGCCAGCGCGCCGAGCGGAGCUCGAGCAGGAUGCGUGUUGGCUGGUGGUGGGUUUCUUUGGGAUGCUGCGGAGAAGUGAGCUGGCGGGGCUGCGGCUAGGUGACGUGCAUUCGCUGACUGGUGGGGUUCACGUGGUGCGGAUAACGAGGAGCAAGACCGAUCAGGUUGGGGCAGGGGUGGAUGUGCACCUGGGGGCAUCGUCUGGCAGCGGAGUACGCAUCGGGCGCAUUAUAGGGCGCCACCUAGAGCGGGCCCGCUCAGGGGGGGCGGAGCCCAGCGCGCCGCUCUUCACGCGGGGCCCCCAGUGGGGACCGGGGUCGGAGGCUUGGCGGAAGGAGGGGUUUACGCGUAGGCUUAGGGCGCUCUUAGGAGAGAUGCAGCGCGCCCUACCACAAAUAGCCGGGCGGGUACCAGAUUACGCGUCCCACAGCCUGAGAAGGGGGGGAGCCACGGCUGCAGCGGAAGGGGGGGCCUCUGGAGAGCAGAUCAAGGCGCACGGGAGGUGGCGGUCGGAGGCGGUGAGCGCGUAUAUCCUCCCCUCCGCGGCGGCUAAGGCCCGCAUUGUGGGGUGCAUGUGAGGUGACGAGGCGUGCGGUGGGUGACAGGGUAAGGGGGGUCCUCUCUAGGCGUGCAUGCAUGCGGAAGCGCGCCUAGAGCCUAGUACGCCGGGGCGGGUUUU